Molecule: messenger RNA, 426 nt
Organism: Seminavis robusta
Lineage: Eukaryota; Bacillariophyta; Bacillariophyceae; Naviculales; Naviculaceae
Source: the annotation of a GenBank genome assembly
AACCACAACAACGGUCAACAACAACUAUCCCAAGCCUUGGAUACCACCAUCCAUCAACAAUCGAAACCCGUCACCGAUCCAGAAUUCUUUGGCGCACUCUCCGACACACAACUCGUACAAGCGGCGGCCACGGCCAAAAUCAUUCCACGACAAGUACAGAUUGUCAUGGAACUCUACAAAUUGCAGCAACUCCAAGAGUACCUACACUUUACAACCAACAACAGUGCCAGCCACAAACAAGAACUCGAAAAACGAUUCCGGUUAAUGGUCAAGAAACGACUCAACAAGGAACAUCGAGAAGAUUUGAGCAGAUUUCGAACCAAGGCAGAAAAACAAGCCUUUCUAGAACAGGAAUUCCAAAAGUGUCUUGCGGGCUACAACGAAAUCCUGGCUCCCAAAAACAACAACCAAAAGAAGACGUCGUAG